Messenger RNA from Pungitius pungitius (ninespine stickleback), 3376 nucleotides. It is a transcript of the gene kbtbd7, whose product is annotated as kelch repeat and BTB (POZ) domain containing 7. Lineage: Eukaryota; Metazoa; Chordata; Actinopteri; Perciformes; Gasterosteidae. The transcript has a single exon. Bases 380 to 2251 code for a protein of 623 amino acids. The record is from RefSeq and is a predicted model, not a curated record. Gene Ontology annotation, molecular function: protein binding.
AAUGAAGUGUCGACCCCACAGACCGUUUGACAUUAGAGCCCGACUGCCUCGUCCACCCUGAAGACAUGAAGACACCAUUGACCACACAAAUCAAAGACUAAUUGACACGACUGUCACGGUCACUCUGUGUCAAUUCUAUGUGGAUUAUCUCGGAUUUAAACGCAUUAUGACCGCUCGGGGGCCGAAACUGUCGGCUCGGUGAGACACACGGGCAGCCGUUCAGCUGGUAAUGUCUUUUUCUCACCGAACGUGUGGUUUUCGUGCAUAAACGGGACGUGUCGUUGUCAGUGCACGAGCAUGUCAACUGCAUCGCAGCGCGACAUUUGACUCUGGGCUUUCCGACGUGAAAUAGCUAAAUUGUUUCGGCCAAGCGGCAGCAAUGGCUUCGGCGAUGGGUUGCUUCGGCGGUCCCGAGGUGCUGGAGGACGUCAAUCACGCGCGGGGUUUGAUGGACGAGCUGAAGCUGCUGUACGACUGCCGGCUGCUCGGUGACGUCACCAUCCGGGUCGAGUGUGACGAGGAGCCGCCGGAGCCCAGCGGGGGGUCGGCCGCAGGCGACGCUGACCCACUUUUCCUGUGCAGCCGCAACGUCCUCGCCGCCGCCAGCCCUUACUUCAAAAGCAUGUUCACCGGGGGGUUAAACGAGAGCGUGCAGGAGAGGGUGGUCAUCCGCGGCGUGGACCCCGAGUCCAUGUCCGUCAUCAUCGACUACUGCUACACGGGCCGGGUGACCAUCACGGAGGGCAACGUCCAGCGUCUGUACGCGGCGGCCAACAUGCUCCAGCUGGAGUACAUCAGGAAAGCCUGCUCCGGCUUCAUGACGAGGAGGCUGGACCUCUCCAACUGCGUGGGAGUCCUGAAAUUCGCGGACACGUAUGGCAACCCCGAGCUGAAGGAGAACGCGCAGGCCUUCAUUGCCAGGAACUUCGGCCAGGUGUGCAACGGCGGGGAGCUCAGCGAGCUGGACCUGACGCAGCUGAGGGAGAUGCUGUCCCUGGACACCUUGGACGUGGACUGCGAGAGGAAGGUGUGCUCCGCCGCCCUGCAGUGGAUCGAGGCCAACGCGCUGCUGAGAAGGGAAGACGCGCUGCUGGCGCUCAAGUGCGUGCGCUGGAAUUUGUUCACGGAGAAGGACAAGUGUUACCUGGAGGGCCUCAUGGCCAGGCCUUUGAUCGAGAAAUACCUGGCGUCUUUCUACAAAGGGCCGACGGAGGACAGCUGCGGGACGCCCGCGGCUCUGGACGCGCCCAAACACCGGGUGGGUGUGAGCGCCAAAGAGAUGAUCCUCUUCUUCGGCCUGCCCAACGACAACAUCAUGUGCUGCGACCCUUACUCGGAGGACCUGUACUUCAUGGCCCCUCCGUUAGAGGACCUCAGCAGUCAGGAUUACAAGCGCUCCACCAUGGAGUCCCUGAUCGCCUGCGCCGCGCCCGACAACAACUUGUACCUGGCCUCCCACCUCUCCAAGCACUUCUGGCUGUACAACCCUGUGCUCAACAGCUGGCAGGAGCUGGCAGAGAGGCCGCUGGGGAGGAUUCACUCUGGGAUGGGCUACCUCAACGGCCACGUGUACCUCCUGGGGGGACGGAAUCCCGUGACGGACGCCAGACUGAAGGAGGUGGAGUGUUACAGCGUCCAGAGGGACCAGUGGACGUUCGUGGCCCCUCUGCCUCACUCUCUGGGCAAAAUGCAGGUGGUGGCGCUGAACGACCACCUGUACGUGGUGAACAAGCGGAGGAUGCUGUGCUACGACUCCAAGAGGAACCGCUGGCGCCACUGCGGCUCGCUCAGGAGGGACAAGCUCCACAAGGCCUGCGUGUACCAGGACCAGAUCGUGUGUGUGUGCGACAUCCCCGUGGUGAAGGCCUACAGCCCCGCCAGAGGGGAGUGGAAGAGGCUGGGCGACAUACCCAUCGACAGCCGCGCCCUCAAUUACCAGGUGAUCCAGCACAACAGCAAGCUGCUGCUGCUCACUCAGACUCUGCUGCAGCACAACAAGAACCGGGUCCUCAUCCACGAGUACGACCCGGCCCGGGACGCCUGGAAGAACAUCAUGGCGGUGUACGUGUCCACCUUGGGGCCCGUGUGCGUUUCGACGCGCGUGUACCCGACGUGCCUGGGCUCCGCCCACAGCUUCUCCACAGAGGAGGACGACGACAGCGGCUCCAGCGCCGACUGGGACUUUGACGGGUUGACGGACGCCGACUCGGACUCCGGCAGUUCGAGCUCGUUCUCGGACGAGAACUGGUAGAGAGAGUUGGAGACUUUGUCUUCCAAAAUGAGCCUUUGCAGUGUAGAUGCACAGGACCAUGGGAACGAUUUGGAAUGAAGGUGAUCAUCUUUUGUAAGCAGAAACAUUUGAACCAGUCAUGCACAGGUGUGUUACCAGUAAGAUAAUACAUUUAAAAACGUCCACCUGUGCUCUUCCUGCAGUGAAGGCCAUAAAAAGACGUACAUUUGUGACUGAAAAAUAUAAAUAUGAGAGAUUUUAUUUAGUGUGAAUAAAUGAUCACUCCCUGCUUAUGAUUGGUGCAAAAGGGUGACUGUGAAUCUUUUUGGAUACCUGGCUGUGCGAGUGCCAGCUAAUGUUUAAGACUUUUAACGUGUCAUUUACAGGGCAUCAAAACUUCCUGUGUUCUUUUUUUUAUGUAUGUAGUCAAUGCACAACAAGAGACACGCACAGCAGGUGCCAAGAAAACCACUAAAGCCGAUGUAACGUACACUCAGGUUGAGGCUUCAGCACAAGCCCGAUGCCAUAAUUUACUUUUUCUAAUGCAGUAUAAAUUACGGGCUUUGAGUGAACAUUUUCUUGAAUUUAUUUCAAACAAUUUUAUGGAUCCCACAUAUGCGUUUUCUUAAUGACGAUGUCGAACUUUCCGUCUGUUUUACAAUCAGGAAUCUUAAAUGUUCCACAUGUUUCUUUUUAAGUGUUGUUUGUUCCUGAUGUUUCAGUUUGUAGCAACGCCCUCGUCCUCCCCACACACGCAGCUACCAGUUUAUUAGAACUGCUUCUAAUGGGUCUGCUCUCAGCCAUAGAAGAUAGUAGACAACGUAUUAGAAUCACUUCUCUCUCUUGGACAUUGCAAACUACAGCCUCCCAAAACCCCAUCAAGUGGAAGGAACAACGUUACUUCAACCUGCUCGGCUUAAUGAAGGUUGGAUUAAUGUCAGGGCUGUUGUGUUCUACUAGCUGCUCCUAAUAAACUGGUAAAUGCCAGCAGUUCUUGAUGUUGUCCCUUUUGUAUGCUGGAUAGUGGAAGUGUUACGUUUUUGUGUGUGUGUGUGUGUGAAGGGUGAUUGUCAGUGGUAGCACAGACAGUCUGAAUUAUAAAACUGUUUUGGAUCAUCUGUCAAAUAAACACGUUUCAGAAAAGGA